Molecule: messenger RNA, 658 nt
Organism: Spinacia oleracea (spinach)
Lineage: Eukaryota; Viridiplantae; Streptophyta; Magnoliopsida; Caryophyllales; Amaranthaceae
Product: pathogenesis-related protein PR-4
Exons: 2
Coding region: 52-480 (142 amino acids)
Biological process (GO): defense response to fungus; defense response to bacterium
Molecular function (GO): RNA nuclease activity
Source: RefSeq, a predicted model, not a curated record
UGUAGCAAAAUUAUCAAACAAAUUAUAAAACAAAAUAAGUUAAGGAAAAAAAUGGAGAGAAAUAGUGUUUUAGUUAGUGUUGUGGUGUGCCUAGCAUUAGCAGUUAGCUGUGCAGCACAAAGUGCAAGUAAUGUAAGGGCAACUUACCAUCUCUACAAUCCACAAAACAUUGGGUGGAAUUAUCUUACGGCAAGUGUGUAUUGUGCAACAUGGGACGCUAACCAGCCCUUGUCUUGGCGCCAACGUUAUGGUUGGACCGCCUUCUGUGGCCCUGCUGGUCCUCGCGGUCAAGCUUCUUGUGGCAAAUGUCUUAGGGUAACGAACAUGGCAACUGGAGCUGCAACAACAGUGAGAAUAGUUGAUCAGUGCAGCAACGGAGGGUUAGACCUUGAUGUUAACGUGUUUAAUCAAAUUGACACCAACCGUCAAGGCCAUGCUCAAGGCCACCUUCGAGUUAAUUACCAAUUUGUUAGUUGCUAAUCACACUAACUCGCUAAUGACUUUAUAUAUAUAUAUAUAUAUAUAGAGAGAGUCAUUAUGUUCCAUGUAAUAAUUCAAAACUUGCUAUAAGCUUUGAUCGUUCACCCCGUCACCCGUACGUGUACCAGCUACAUGAAAUGAAUAAAGAACAUCUCAUAACAUAAUUUAUCCUGCCUGA